AUGGUUACCGUCGUACCCCGCUCCAAGAAACGGCGCACCCUUCCGGACCAAGAGACCCAGCUCGAUCCCCUACCCAUGUCAUCAACCAUGCUAGCCCACCACCAGGCGCCUCCACAGCCGCCUCCCCAGCCCAACUACCCACAGCCAGGUCCCAGCAGCGCUGCCGGACCAACCUCGACGCGUUCGACGCGUCCAUUGCCAGGCCUAUCGACGGUUAGCGAGGUCAUCGGAGGCAAGGUCCAGGAGGUCUUUGUUCUCGACGACGACUCGCCGCCGCCAGCCAAUCCGCUCGACUCGCAUCCGCUAAGGCCCGACGGCCUCGAAAACUACACGUACGCCAAUGCCAACGGCCAUCCGGCCUAUGGCCAUCCCGGCUACGGCGAUCCGCGGUACAACGGCGCCGCCAACCACGCCGACGAUGGGACAGCUGCGGCAGCCAAGGGCAAGCGCAAGGCGCAGGGCAGCGUGCCCCCAACCGCGCCCGACACCCACCUCCAACAACACCACCACCUCGCUGCCAUGCCCCACGAUGCGGACCUCAUCGCGCCGGCGCCGGGCACGUUGCAGGGGCCACCCGCCGGAUCUUCAGUCGCCGGGCCGACGACCAAGCGGCGCAAGCGCAGCCAUCCGGUGCAGCCGGGGAUCGCGCCGGUCGCCGGCACGGCUGCCAACGGCGCCUAUCCGGCUGCUGUCGCCACGAUGCCGGGCGCCGCUACCGCGUACAACGCCGGCGCGAUGGCGCCCGCGGUCGAUCCCAACUACCGAGGUGGCUACCCCGCCAGCAGCGGGGCGCUCGACUAUGCGGCGCGCUACGAUCCGGCCAGCAACGCGGCGGCAGCGGCGGCAGCCGGACAGCAGCUCGGUUACGACGGCACCGCGAGUGCGCGCGAGUCCUAUGCAAGCUCGGCCUCGUUUGCGAACGCGCAGGCGGCCAACCUGCCCGUCGACGACAAGGAGGGGCACUUUAUCGUCCGCGAGGGCGAAAACGUCACGUCACGAUACAAGAUCCUGGGCCAGCUCGGGCAAGGGACGUUCGGCAAGGUGGUCGAAUGCUUUGACCGCAAGGAGCGCAAGUACGUGGCCAUCAAGAUUAUCCGCGCGAUCCAAAAAUACCGCGACGCCAGCCAGAUUGAGAUCCGGGUGCUCAAGACGCUGCGGGAGCACGACCCGAUGAACGACAACAAAUGCAUCCACCUGCUCGACACGUUCAGCUGGAAGAACCACGUCUGCAUCGUGUCGGAGCUGCUCGGCAAGAGCGUGUUUGACUUUCUCAAGGAGAACCACUUCAAGCCCUUCCCGCCGCUGCACAUCUGGCGGUUUGCCAAGCAGCUGCUCCAGAGCGUCGCCUUCCUGCACCGGCUCAACCUGGUGCACACCGACCUCAAGCCGGAGAACAUCCUGCUGGUCAACUCCGACUUUGACGUGCACCUCAGCUCGAGGCGGGCCAACGCCAAGCGCAAGAACGUGCUGCAGAACACCGACAUCCGGCUGAUCGACUUUGGCAGCGCCACGUUCAACGACGAGUACCACUCUGCGGUGGUCUCGACGCGCCACUACCGCGCGCCCGAAAUCAUCCUGCAGAUGGGCUGGUCGUUUCCGUGCGACGCGUGGUCGAUUGGGUGCAUCCUGGUCGAGUUCUACACGGGCGACGCCCUCUUCCAGACCCACGACAACCUCGAGCACCUGGCCAUGAUGGAGGCGGUGCUGGGCGUCAUGCCCGACGACUUCCGGCGCAAGGCCGAGACGUACAAGCCGGACCUGUUUCGCGGCGGACACCUCAACUACCCGAACCAGGAGACGCCCAAGAACAGCCGGCGGUACGUGCGGCAGAUGAAGAAGCUGUCGGACAUUGUGCCGCAGUCGGCGACGCACAACAAGCACAACCAGCGCUUCCUCCACCUCCUCCGCCGGCUGCUCGAGUUUGACCCCAACAAGCGGAUAAAGGUGGCAGAGGCCCUCACCCACCCCUACUUUGACCUCCAGCAGCGCGAGUUUCCGUGGUGA
Pseudozyma flocculosa PF-1 is the source of this 2004-nucleotide messenger RNA. RefSeq lists its product as uncharacterized. The record is from RefSeq and is a predicted model, not a curated record. Gene Ontology annotation, biological process: protein phosphorylation. Bases 1 to 2004 code for a protein of 667 amino acids. Gene Ontology annotation, molecular function: protein kinase activity; ATP binding. The transcript is spliced from 5 exons. Lineage: Eukaryota; Fungi; Basidiomycota; Ustilaginomycetes; Ustilaginales; Ustilaginaceae. Gene Ontology annotation, cellular component: nucleus.